UGUCGUCUGACAAGAAGGUAACACGGACUUGUGAUAGAGAAGUUUCGUCCUGGAUCACAGGCUUUCACUCUUCAUUUCGAACGGAACCGGUUGAGAGGAAUCAUCGAUGCCUGCAAUCAGUAGCACGACCUGGGCUGAAACCCGGGAUGCUUUGAUUACGACCCAGUCACCUGAAAUGACCCCGGUGAAUCCCACCGGCAGCAUGAUGAACGGCACCUUAACGGUCCACGAAAUGAAACGACGCCGACUCCGGGUCGCCUCCUGCUCUUAUUCCAUAUCUAAUCCCCUUCAUCAGACACGAGUGGAAGAGCUCCUGAGACCCCUGAUAUUUACUCAGGACACCAUCAAUCGUAUUCGAGACGUCUUCGAGCAGGAAAUGAAGCUGGGUCUUGCAAAAAAUCCUCCGAAGCGUUCUUCCCUUCUGAUGGAGAACACCUUCCUUCCGGAACUUCCCAAUGGCACUGAAAACGGAGAAUACCUGGCCUUGGACCUUGGAGGAACAAACUUCCGGGUGAUGUUCGUGGAACUCCAAGGGGGAACAAUCCAGAAACUGGAAGUGAAAUACUACAAUGUCCCCGAGGAAGUGCGGCUGGGACCCGGAGAAGAUCUCUUCGAUUUCCUUGCCGAUUGCAUCAAGGACUUCCUCGAGGAGAAACAUCACGUCGGCGAAAAACUAACCCUAGGGUUCUGCUUCUCGUUCCCGAUGUACCAACAGGCAUUGAACGUGGGGAUUCUGGCGCACUGGACCAAGUCGUUCAACUGUCCCGGUGUCGUCGGAAAAGACGUGGUGAAGAUGCUGAACGAUGCCAUCCAUCGACGAUGUGGACGCGCCGUCGACGUCGUCGCCGUCCUCAACGACACCACCGGUACGAUCGUGAAGGGUGCAUACAUGGACCACGAGACGGCGAUCGGUCUCAUUCUGGGCACCGGCAGCAACGCUUGCUACUUGGAACGAGUGAGCAGAAUCGAGAAAUGGGAAGGCAAACACGACGUGGAGGAGGUGGUGAUCGACAUCGAAUUCGGAGCGUUAGGAGACAACGGAGUGCUGGACUUCAUCAAAACGGACUUCGAUCGAGAAGUAGACCGAAAUUCCCUACUCGUCGGCUCUUUCACUUUUGAGAAGUACUAUGCAGGGAAGUACCUCGGUGAGAUCGCACGAGUGAUUCUGGUCCGAUUGGUGGACGAAGGGCUUUUGUUCGAAGGGAAAUGCACGGAGAAACUCAGGACCCCGGGCUCCUUCACUACCAAUUAUGUCUCGCACAUCGAAAAGGACACAGUAGAACUGAGCACGGAGGAGACGGAGAGAAUCCUUGGUGAAUUCGGUCUCGGCUACACACAAGAUGACUUGGAGAUAAUCAAAUACGUCUGUGCCGUCAUAUCCGAACGGGCUGCCAACCUUGUCUCCAUCUGUAAGAGCCUUCCCCCACCCCCCUCCCCCAUCGUUUUUCGCAAGACUUCACGUAAUGACGAAUAUUCCAAUGAGAACUCGUUGGGACUAACUUAUCUGUAACCUUCCUUAUUUUCAUUAAGCAUCGUCUCUCCCGUCGCCUCUCGCGUGAUUCUUCCUUCCAUUUCCGGAAUUCGCCGAGCGUGUCUUUUCUUUUGCGAGGUUUGGCCCAUUUGGUGCGUUGGAUGAACAAGCCCCAUUGUACGAUCGCCGUGGACGGAUCUCUCUUCAAGUACCAUCCCCGUCUCAGGGCCCUCAUGGAGACUAAGAUCUCUGCCUGGGCUCCCGGCAAACAAUUCAAAUUCCUGUUGGCGGAGGAUGGGAGCGGAAAGGGUGCAGCACUGAUUGCAGCCAUAGCCACACGCCUUAGUGGUCAUUGCAAAGAAAUCAUCAGUGGCGAAUAUUAAAUCGACUCAAGUGUGUUCACAUCAAGAUCGCAUCAUUCGUUCAUCUUCAAAGAACACACCAGAUAUCAAAUAUUUUUCUAUUUAUUUUGAAUUUUAAAAGCACAAUUUCCUUUCUAGUGUUCUGUAGAAACAUGCAAAGGAAUUCUUUGAUCACUCAUGACCAACAUACCACAUUCAUUUGUAAUGAUUGUAAAUACAUUAGCUAUGUAAAACAGGUCUCUUUGAAACAGCAAAGCAAGUAUGACAGGUUAGCCUUCUCUUUUGUCUAUUUCUCACUCUUUUGUAAGUUUGCCAAGUUACAAAAUGAAGUUGUUUUAAAAUGGCAUCGAAGUUGAUGAAAUUUUUAUUUAUGUUCAAGGAUUCAACAAUCAAUGCAGACAUACCAUAAAACUCCAGAAAUGAUAUAGCUGCAAAUGAGAAGAUUCCCGAGCAUCUUAUUGCGUGAGAAGGAAUAUCCUUCAUGAAGGGAACCCAGAUAAAAAACCAGCAAAAGUGACAGACUAUAACACCCUGUGCAAGAACUACAAAGCUCUCUCCAUGAAUGACCAG
Messenger RNA from Darwinula stevensoni, 2403 nucleotides. The record is from the annotation of a GenBank genome assembly. NCBI's taxonomy places the organism in Eukaryota, Metazoa, Arthropoda, Ostracoda, Podocopida, Darwinulidae.